UAUGAUUACAUUUUGCAGGUAGGAAGGGAAGCUUGAGACCUCAGUGAAGAUGUCAAGAGAGCUGCUGUUUCUCCAUGGCAACCAUUAUCAAAUACCUACUAUACCAGCACUGGGACUCCGUUCUUGGAAUUUCAAUGUCUCCUCUUAUAUCCAAUCUCGAUCAACAAAGGACCACAAAGAAAAGCCAAGGAGAAGUUCAUCACUUAAACUGGAAAUGCUGCCACUUUUGAGAUCCAAUACAAGAAGUCAUAGAAAAUCCGCAUCACUGACAAUAGUAGCAGCGGCAGCAGGAGGAGGAGUGCGGCUGCCACCCCUUGAUUUGACAGAAGACAACGUUAGACAGGUCUUAGCUGAUGCUAGACUCGAGUUUGGACAGCUUUUUGACACUUCAGUUGGCAUGACAGGACAAGCUGAGCUUGCUGAAUUGGAUGGACCCUUUGUGAAGAUAAGCCUCAAAGGUCGAUUUUGGCAUAAACGUUCCACAGUUCUUGCGAGACUUGGCAAUUAUUUGAAGCAAAGAAUCCCUGAAAUUUUGGAGGUAGAUAUAGAAGACGAGAAACAAUUGGAUGAUAGCCCUGAGAAUUUUUGAGGUACUUGGUGUUGUCAGUAUCAGUGUUAUGCUUUGAUUAUUGUUUCAAAACGAGCAAUUUGAAGUGCCCAAAGCAACACUGUGGCCUUCAAGCAAGAUUGCUGGAAAAAAAAAAAGCAAAUUUGAAGUGCUUUCUUACAUGGGACUCUGCAAAAAUGUCAAUGAGUUGUACUGUCAUAUGGUGGAAAUCAUACACAAACUUAUGGAGUACAAAAUUGAGCCAUCUACAUCAAAUGGGGUGAUAUGUGACAUAUUCAUUCUGGAAGUGUAAUGCAAGCAAGGAAUCCACCAUAUAUCGCGUUAUGGAAAUUAUCCUGCACAUAUUCUAGCUAAGGUCUUGUUUAGUUUAAAUUGUUUAUUAUUUUUAGAAAGUUCACUUUUCACAAAUUUAUUAUCAUAUAUCUAUUUUUUUUUAUUUU
Hevea brasiliensis (rubber tree) is the source of this 1008-nucleotide messenger RNA. RefSeq lists its product as uncharacterized. Lineage: Eukaryota; Viridiplantae; Streptophyta; Magnoliopsida; Malpighiales; Euphorbiaceae. Bases 50 to 589 code for a protein of 179 amino acids. The transcript is spliced from 4 exons. The record is from RefSeq and is a predicted model, not a curated record.